AUGACAGACGCACCCCAACAAAUUAAAAAAUCCCCAAUACUUUCUCUUUUAACAACAAUCAAAGAAACGGCGGCAUUAUCAUCAUCAAAUGGGAAAACUGGGGCAUACGAAACGAAUUUUACUGAUAUUGCAACUUUUUUGAUAAACAACACGAGACUUUACAUUAAACAAGAAAUAUAUGCAAUUAUCGAAAUUGAAUUUUAUCUUAAUGAUAAUAAUAAGAACAAUCAUUCAGAUCCAUUUGCGCAUAGUCAUAAUGAUCAAUUAAUGCUUGGUAAUUUCUAUUUUCAUCGUGCUGGUUCAACCGGAUAUCGAGGCGGCACUAGAAAAGGUUUAGAUAUUACAUUCGGAUCUGUGGCGGAAAAUAUUUAUGGAGGAAUUUUAUUGAGAACAAUUCAAAAUUUGAAGACUAAUGAAAUUAUUGAAGGCCCAAGUUUAAUUGUCGAUAAAAUCAUGGAAUUAUGUGGAAAAGAUCGUCAAAGAAUAUUGAGUGUUCGGGAGUUAGUGGAGGAUGUUUGGAAUAGAAAAAUUGGUGCAUUUAAAAACAUGCACAAUUCAAAUAACUUGGUAUAUAUCGAUAUAGAUGAGAAGCUCAAAGAGGAUGAAAGACCUAAAAAACGUCCAAAAGUCGAAGAAUCUGCACUGUCUCCUCGUAUAGAAGGAUCCUUAUCCCCUGUAAAUUCACAUAAAAUAUACACAUCCCCUCGAAUUGGACUAACUCUGUCUAACACCUCACCAAGUGAGAUAUCUCGUAUUACAUUUGUCCUCAAACCUUACCGAUACUUUGCAUUACCACACCUCUUGAAAAAAGGAAAAAUACAAACGAUUGUAGGAUUAUACGAUCGCUUUAAGGAUACACAAAAAGUAGCUAAAACAAUUGGGGGUGUGAUGGCUGAAUCUGUCGUCAGAAAAUAUAUAACGGAAAUUGAUACUGGAUAUAAUACUGGGAAGAUCGACCAAUUUAUGGGAAAAAAGGGAAAGGGUGGGAAUGCUAGUGAAUAUUGUCAUAUGGUUGGUAUAGUUAGAAAAUGGAAAGAUGAAAAAGGUGUAUUAUAA
Messenger RNA from Ambispora gerdemannii, 1056 nucleotides. NCBI's taxonomy places the organism in Eukaryota, Fungi, Glomeromycota, Glomeromycetes, Archaeosporales, Ambisporaceae. The record is from the annotation of a GenBank genome assembly.